AUGUCUCAGAGUUUCAAAGAAGAGUCAAGAGUGGCGUCUUGGUGUAAGAAGUAUUUGUUGGAAGGCCAACAACUCGACGAGAAACACGCUGAGAAGGUGUUGAACUUCCCGGUCAACGCCACCUUUGCCGACUACAUUCUUAUCAAGUAUCGAAAGUUUGUUGCGGUCUUGAUUCCGUUUUGUAUCAUUCAUAGCAUCUGGUGGGCGACCGCUUUCAAGCAUGACUUCUUCCAAUACUACCCAGAAUACUGGCAUAUGCCUGUCACUAUGGUCGUUGGUGCCCUAAUCUCUGGUAUGACAGCUGAAGGAGCCGGUGCAGUGGCUUUUCCAGUAAUGACAUUGGUUCUUCAUUUGGCUCCGUCGAUAGCGAGAGAUUUUGCGCUGAUGAUUCAGUCGAUUGGAAUGAUGGCUGCCCUCGUCUGCGUCGUCUUCAUGAAAGUGAAAUUCUCCGAGCGUGCAGUGAUAUUCGGAAUCGCCGGUGCCAUACCAGGUUUCAUUUUCGGAGUCCAUAUCAUUGACCCCCUGUUUACUGGUGCUCAAAAAAAGAUGCUCUUCGUCUCAAUCUGGACUUCAUUCGCGUUCGCCUUGGGAAUUCUGAAUUCCCAGAAGAAACGACCGACGUUUGUGAAGAUUCCAGAAUUCUGCGCGUGGAAAGCGGGGAUUCUGUUGUUAACCGGAUUUGUCGGGGGCGUCUUUGACGCGUUUGCCGGGAGUGGAAUAGAUAUUUGUAUGUUCUCAACGUUGACGCUGUUCUUUAGAGUUAGUGAGAAGACUGCCACACCGACGACAAUGAUUUUGAAGGGAAUCGUCUCCAUGUUCGGAUUCUACUACCGCGCUGUCCAAAUGGGCGACAUCUCGGAAAUCGCGUGGAAAUAUUUUACUUGUACUAUUCCAGUAGUGGCGACUAUGGCGCCUAUCGGCUCUUUCCUCGGUUCUCAUCUCCAUCGUCAAGUGAUAGCCGCUUUGAUCUACAUUCUGGAAGCAGCGUCGUUGGUUGGGUUUCUAUUGACUAAACCGACAUGGUUCUUGAUUAUUAUGUCGGUCGUCAUAAUAGCCUGUGGUUUUGUGUUCUUCCAAGUGAUGGCAAAGAUAGGAGAGAUGCUUAUGAAAUAUAUCGAUCCGAAAAUAGGAGAAGACGCGAAACAUAAGAUUGAGGAGAAAGAGGAGCUGCAUUUGGAGUUGGAGCCGACUAAUUUAUCAUUUGCAUGA
Molecule: messenger RNA, 1209 nt
Organism: Caenorhabditis remanei
Lineage: Eukaryota; Metazoa; Nematoda; Chromadorea; Rhabditida; Rhabditidae
Exons: 8
Coding region: 1-1209 (402 amino acids)
Cellular component (GO): membrane
Source: RefSeq, a predicted model, not a curated record